Drosophila busckii is the source of this 2973-nucleotide messenger RNA. Its product is annotated as zinc finger protein 615. Bases 1 to 2973 code for a protein of 990 amino acids. Gene Ontology annotation, cellular component: chromosome. The record is from RefSeq and is a predicted model, not a curated record. The transcript has 4 exons. NCBI's taxonomy places the organism in Eukaryota, Metazoa, Arthropoda, Insecta, Diptera, Drosophilidae. Gene Ontology annotation, molecular function: chromatin insulator sequence binding; zinc ion binding. Gene Ontology annotation, biological process: regulation of transcription by RNA polymerase II.
AUGAACAACGAAUCGGAUGAACUGGAGGACACGCAUUUGUGCAUCAAGUGCAAUGCCACCAUUGUGGGUCUCAGCAAGUAUAUCGAGCAUCGCAAGAGCAACUGCCUCAGCCUUGCGAGCGCGCCACAUGCGGCAAAGCCAUUGGCCACGCCCACAACGACGCCCACAAGCACAAGCGCAGCAGCGUCGCCGACAAUAAUGAGUCGGAGCAACUUGGAGCACAGCUAUGGAGGCUUCCACUUCCAUGCGGAAGCCGAGCCGCCGAGCAGUCAUGGCGGCAAGGGCGCCAAGCUGACUGAAGCCUAUGACUUGAACUAUGAACUGGGCGCCGAUGUGUUCUUCUCCUCACUGAAGCUGCAGAGCGUCUCCACGGGCGGCAAGACAAGCGCCAGGGCCGAGCGCGCAGCCAAAGAGGAGUCCAGCUGGCAUGCGUCCACCGAUCCGCUGCUGAAGGCCGUGCGGGAUAAUGAGGAUGCAGUAUAUCAAACGCUCAAGUUUGUGCAUUCGCCCGAGCCCAGCGAAGAGGAGGAGGAGGAGGACGAUGAGUUUGAGGGCGAGGGCGAGGGCGAGGAAUAUGUUGAGCAUGAAGCUGAUGCUGAUGAGGAUUACGAGACGCGUCGUCAUUCGCCGCCAACGGUGCCCGCCUCACACACAGGCGGCAAAUGGCGACCCGAGCAGCGUCCCCAUCUGCGUCACACCCACCUGGCACGCCUCUCGCCCAGCUGGGAUGAGCCCAGCGAGGAGUUGGGCGUGCACGAGCUGCAUCCGCCGGCAGAGCAUACGCACGGCAAAUGGGUGCCGGGCAGCAAGCAGCUCGAGUAUCGCGAGAACAUCGAUCUGACCAAGCUGCAGCCGCACCAGGAGUCGCCGCCAAGCUUCUGGUGCAACAUCUGCUGUCGCCGCCUCAAAUCCCGUUCCAACUACGAUCAGCAUCUGCGCAGCGGCUAUCACCAGCGUCGCGCCGACGCCGAGCAGCAACUGGCGCAGGCCAAUCUCGAGGGCGUGCGCCUCACGCUCAGCCACGACUUUGAUCCAGCAAACACAACAGCGUCGCCGGCGUCAGCGCUGCCAGCGCCGCCGCCGUCGCAGCGUCAACUUUGUCGCCGUCGUCGUCGCGCCAAUUUCAUACGCUGCGAUGUUUGCCGCCAUAGCAUGGCCAGACAUCUGAUUGGCAAGCAUCUCAUCUCGCACUAUCACUACCGACGCCUGCAGCAGCAGCAGACGCCGCAGCGACGCCAGCAGGCGCUCCACGACAUCCUCCAGCACAUGGGCAGCAUUGUGCGUCAGGCGCCCUUCCAGUGUCUGCCCUGUCGCUUCUACGCCAACACCGAGGCGAGCUUCCAGGAUCACUGGCGUUCCGCAGAGCAUUUGGAGCUAACGAACAGCUUGGGCGGCAACUUUUGGUGCAGCUUCUGUCAGUUCGAGUGUGGCAGCAAUGACGUCAUGUUGCAGCAUUUAUCCUCAGCCAUGCACAAGGAAGUGCUGCUGGCCCUCAAUCGCUCCGUGCCCGUGUCCAUUGCGCAGCGGCGAGCGCUGCACUGCAGCGUCUGCAACGCCAGCUUCUUGUACAAUGCGCAACUGCGUCGGCAUCUGGCCAGCGAGCAUGCGGGUCAGCUGGCCACGGGCAGCGCUGCGGAUGAUUAUCAGUGUCGCUUCCAUUGCGCAUUGUGUGGCGCAGCGCAAAAGUCGCGCGUGGCGCUGCAGCGACAUGAGAAGCACAAGCAUCGGCUGGCGAAAUACUUUUGCGCCAUCUGUCGGCUGGAGUUUGAGACGCCGCAGCAGGCGCGACGGCAUCGCAGUCUCGUGCAGCAUAAGCGACGCGCGCAGCGUGCACAGCCGCGCAAAUCCACAGAGCAGGAAAUUGAGCAGCUGCUGCGUCAAGUGCUGGAGGAUCAGGAGUCGGCAGACGCCAGCGGCAGCAGCAGCAGCAAGCAGCCAGCUCAGCCGACCUUGAUGAACACUCACUCGUGUCUCAGCUGCGGCAGCAGCUUUCAGUCGGCCCAAGCCUUGGGGCGUCACACGCGCAGCUGCCAACCGCCGCCAGCGCCAGCGGCUUCGGCUGCCAGCAGCAGCAGCAGCAGUCCCAGCAGCAAGUCUUGGGCCUGCGAUCAGUGCAGCUUUAAGGCUCAGUACGAAGCGGAUUUGUUGUACCAUCGCUUCUAUCAUACGCGCAGCUCGGUGAUUGGCAAGCAGGAGCUGCUACGCUGCCCGCUCUGCCCCAAGCAGUUUCGCAAGCAUUCGCUGCGUGCUCAUCUGCGUAAUCACACAAAUGAGCGCAUCUUCGAGUGUGGCCAGUGCCAGGCCAAGUUCGCCAGACGCCACAAUCUCAAGGCUCAUGUGAGCGUCAUGCACGACGCCGCUGGCAAGCAAACCAAAGCGACGGAGCAGCCAAAGCAGCGACAGCAAUUCCAGCAACCCAAAGCGAAGUUCACCUGCAGCACUUGCGGCAAGGUAUUGGCCAAAAAAUACUCGUUGAAACUUCAUGAGCGCACACAUACAGCGACGGCUCCCAGUUAUCGCUGUCAUCAGGAGAACUGUCAAUAUGCAGGACUCACAGCCGAAGGACUCAAGAUACACAUGGCGUCCCAUGCGGAGGGCGAGCACAAGUGUCCGCAUGAGAACUGCAGCUAUGUGGGCAAGAGUACGCUGCAUUUGAAGAGGCAUCUCAAGUCACAUGCGACAACUGGCGAGCGCUUUGGCUGCAGCGUCUGCGAGUUCAGCACACGCAUCAAGGCGCAUCUGAAGCGGCACAUGCAACGUCAUACGGGGGCAAAGCCCAUUGGCUGUCCACACUGUGAGUUCCAAUGCAGCAGCUUGGACGUGCUACGAAAGCAUAUCCUAAAGACAGGCAAGCAUCCUGGCAAGUGUAUGUACGAGUGUGCAACUUGCAAGGAGCAAGAAGUUGACAACAGAUUCCAGAGCAACAGCCAUAAGGAAUAUCAAAUGCAUUUGGCUACGCAUCAACAGAAGUAA